ACUUUUGCAUGCAAUUCCACCUUUUCCUUUUAGGCUUUUGAGGUGGAGCCUGCGAGCCCCCGACUUCUUCUGAGGGAACCGUGGCAGAAGCAGACCAAGGGAUUAUUCGAGAGAGAGAGAGAGAGAGAGAGAGAGAGAGAGAGAGAGACUGGACCAAUCCAGUGUAUGAUUACAUAGGUUGGUUAACUCUUACCGCGCACACAUACCCCUACAGGGUUUUCUGAGGUAAACAUCAAAUCGGUUGAACACUGUUCCCAGGACAUUGUUUGAACAUCUGAUACCGACUGGACCUCACAAGAUGAAUCGGAUCUUAUUAGCAACCCUGUUUUCCGUUGUCUGGGCUGAGAGGACGCCUAGGCUGAAAUUUGUUAUCCAAGAAACAAACAGGUUUCAUUUCGAGAAACCAGAGAACUACAUGACUGUGUACCACAAGCAGGGAACUGAUGUCCUCUUCGUGGGAGGCCAGGCAGUUAUCUACAUGCUGACAUUCACUGACAAAGGAGUCCGAGACACGAAGAUCCCAGUAGUCACGAAUCAAAAUGCUAAGGAAGCGUGUAUCGCCAAAUCCACUUGGGGCAAGCUGGAGUGUGAUAAUUUCAUCACCGUCAUUGAGGAAGUCAACGAUACGUUUGUGGUUUGUGGAACGAAUGUAGGCAUUCCCAAAUGCUGGUUUUUGAAUAACACCGUGCUCAGCGAGGUGCCCAAGGAUGCACGCAUGGCCCCGGCGUCAGACAUCUCUCCUCCCUUCCCCUCUCAUCGAUCCAUCAGCCUCUCAGCAGAGGGGAGUCUGUACUCUGCCCUGUCGGCGGUGGAUCAGCAGAAAGGCUCUAUCCGCCGCGUCUCUGGGGCUGGUCGGCUGCUGAAGACUGAGAACAAGUGGCUCCUCAAUCCCCAGUUUGCAGGAGCAGCAGUGAUCCCCGCAUCACACAAAUACAAGGAGGAGAUCUAUUUCAUCUUCAGUGAGAUCAACAAGACAGCCAGUGUGGACGAUGAGCCCUAUAGGGCACGCAUUGCACGCGUCUGCUUGACUGAUGAGGGAGGUGUGAAGAACAUCCUUCCUGACUCCUGGACCACCUUCCUGAAGGCUCGUGUGAUGUGCGGCAGUGGGAACACCCCUCAGCAGUACAACAACAUCAAACAGGCCUACAUCCUGACCGCACAGGAGAAGAGGACUGGCAUCAUGUAUGGCCUUUUCUCCAAUGCCUGGGAGAAAACAGUAGUGUGUGCCUACUCCAUUGAAGACAUUGACCAGGCCUUCUCCACAUCCAAACUGAAAGGCUACAACAGCCCUCUCACUGGACACCGCCCUGGAACAUGUACCAUGAACACCACAGCACCCCCUAACACCAAGAUCCUUGAAGUCAUCAGAGAUCACCCUGAGAUUGAGGAUGUGAUACGACCGAUCGGUGGUGCUCCUUUGGACUUGCCCACUGAGGACCAUUUCACCCAUAUCGUCAUGGACACAGCAUUGGCUGUCAAUGGCGAACACUACAGUGUGGUCUAUCUCGGAACAGAGCAGGGGAAGGUCCUGAAGGUCCUGCACACUCUUGACGAGGCGUUCAUCAUUUCACAAUUCUCUCUCUUCCACAACGAGGGACCAGUCCUUAGCAUGGCCAUAGACUCCCAGAAGGGUCACCUCUAUGUGGGCACCUCCACGGAGAUCCAACGUGUUCCUCUGGCAGACUGCAGUCGCUAUGGAGACAGUUGUCGAGAGUGCAUUCUGUCUAGAGACCCUUACUGCGGAUGGGACCCUGCUAAGAAGAAGUGCUUGGCCAUCCCAGCCGGAUACAACAUUACUACGGGUGCACUCAGCCAGAGCCUUGAUCAGUCCAAUGCCUCGAUUUGUGGGGAUGUUAAAGCCAUGAAGAGCCGAACCACAGUGCCCAAAGAUGUGAUCGUUGACUCCAAGGGUCCUGUCCUGCUUCCGUGCCCGAUCCGCUCCUACCACGCGACCUAUCGCUGGGAAAAGGACAACUUUAGCAAGCGCUAUCCCUGCACCGUCUCAGGGACCUCUUGCGUGCUGGCGCCAUCACCUGACCUGCCGCUGAAGGAAGGCGUGUUCCGAUGCAUGGCCGAGGAAGAUGGCUUCAAACAGGAAGUGGUGUCCUAUCGCCUGGUGUACAACGGCAGUCCACUUCCUGCCUCCUUUGCCUCCACCCUCAGCCUGUCUGUUCUGUUGGCUGCAGCCACCCUUUGGCUUCUGUAGGUGUGUAUUUCCCCCCCCCCUCCCCCCUGGCCAAUUUGCUGGUGAAUGAUGGAUGAGAUGAUCUCAAGGUUAGGUUUCGCAGAGCAGGCGUUUGCAGGUCGGGUGAAUUGAUGAGGGGAACUGCUGCAGUUGAACCACUCUGUGUCAUUUGUGGCUGUUUACAACCCACGUAAAUUCUAGGGGUUUAAGUACUUUGGUCUGGUCUCGAGACUAGAAAUGAAUGGCCUUGGUCUUUACACUGUUCUCCAACGUGAAUUUUUACGCAACCCUCGUCUCGAUAUCAUCAGAAACCUGAUCUGAUUUAUGAACCAAAAAUUAUAGAAAUCGUUUUGUUAAAGAAAAUUCAGUAUUCUUUGCCCCACUCAUGCAACUGCAGCACCCCUGCUAUAUAUAGCAGUUUAUGUAUCGCUGUCCUGUGCAUGCACCCCUCAGUCAACCGAAGCACAAGAUCAAGAUCAUAAUUUAGAGUUAGCAAUAAUCCAUUUGGCUUAUCGAAAACAAAGUGUUCUGUUCAAGAAAUCAAACAAAAGGAAAAGGCACUGUGGACUACUUAUAAAGCCUUAGUGGCUAAUAUCAUGUGGAAGAACACAAAGAAAUGUUGCUAACAGUAAUGGCAGUUAAUUUUGAUAACUAGUUGAUAAUAUUGUGUGGCUCUGUUACCAGUUUCCUUGUCUUAUUUGUUAGCAUUCUAUCUCCUGGCUAUUACGGUAGUUUCAAGAAAGUAGAAGUAUUUUGAGUUGUAAUUGAGUCUCAUAACAACUCAAAUUAAUGGUCUUGGUCUUGUUGUGCUUUCGGAUAAUUUUCUACCCCACCCUGAUUGUUCUGGCCCAUGACAGACUCAAAUGUGUGGCUGAUACAAGCCAAGACCAUAGAUCAUCCAUUUGCGGCGUAGCAUUUUGCAAUAUGCCAAAUAAAGAGCAUGCCCAUCUGAACACAUACAACAACUAGAGAUACAUCCCUUGCUUCCAGUACGUCCUGAGUACUGUAAAGGCUUUCUCCCUAAAAAUGCACUUGAGAUGGAAGUGGGAGAUGUGUUGUGGUGUGAUGAGGUGAUAAGGUGUGUGACAAGCAAAGGGACGAUGCUCAUAAAUAAUCUGAUGAUGCCUUUUUUGUUGUUUUUAGUAGUAGGUCAGUUAGGUCAUUUUCAUCUUUCUCAGAUCUCAUGGUUUAAUGAGUGGCAUCGUCAACAUACGGAACCAUAGCAAAGCUUGGCGUAGUGCUAUAGAGCUCAAAACACUGCAGAACACUGUGGGCCGAUACUGGAAGCCAGUACCAAUGAUUGGCUAUUCGACUGGUGUGUCCUUACGUCACUGUUUAUUGACUUAAAAGUAUAUUCUUUAUAAAGAGGGUGGCGUCAGGGUAAGCUGUGUUUCUGUUGGCUGUAGAGGGCUUGGCUGAAAAGGUUUGAGCUGCGCUUAUGUAUCUAAUCGACUGAUGGACUUCUACCCCUCUCUCCUUCUUUGUUAUAGUGUUAAAUUGGUAUUUCUUUGGUCUUGACUGGUACUUGGUCACCUAGAUUCUGCAAUGGUCUAAGUCAUCACCAUUUGUUGGUCUUGGUCUUCUCUUGGGCUUGACUCGGACUUAGAUCUUGGUUAUGACUUCAAUCAUGGACGUUAACACAGCACUGGUAAAAUCCUACAUUUCUGUUGAUUCACCGACGAAGCCUAGAAUUUGCCUGAGGUUAAUACAUUUACUAAUGUUAUGUUAUGUUACCUUUGUAUUAAAUUAAUGAAUAAAAAACAGUGUACUGUACAAUUGUUGAAGUUAUCGCAUCAUAGUAUGCAUUUAGAAUACAAAUAUGUAUUCACUUAGAUGAUAGAUUGUUUUAUACUCAUAUACAAUUUAUGUCAUGUCUUGCCAAACAUAUCGUUUUUGUAUAAUUUUUAAAAACUAACUUUGCGAACCUAUCUUGGGAUGCUACGGAAGGCUUCAUUUAUCUUUUGCAUUGGAACAAGCUUUGAAUCUCGUAGAAUUUACAAAUUCUUAAAGCUUGAAGAUAUUAUAUUGCUAUAAUAAUGACAACUAAUAAAUCCUCAACAGAAUCAUUCUGGAAAGCGGAGAACUGGAACUAAAAGCCUUAACAUAUAUGGGAUGGUAUCCCUAAGCACAAUUCACAGUGAGAGCAUAACUGUAGUGAAUCUGUUUGAGACAUGGCUUUGUGCAUGCCAUAGAGCCUUACUUUCAUUUAUGGUAUUGCAAAGUAAGACAACCCCUACAGGAGCUACAGGUAUCGAGCCUGUGUAUGUCACUGUGUCCUAUCCCCAUCACGGCAGACUCUGUGUCAUUUGCCAGAGAGCAUUCCAUAGUCCUAUGCCUUGGCUUUUCCCAGUUGAGGUCAUUUUAAGUGAGGGUCAAGUUCAUUUGAGUAGAUGAAAUGUAGAAUUGCAUUUUGUAGUUGCUAUGAAAAGGUGCUUGUGGCUAUAUAUCAAUACAUAAGUAUUGUGUAUUUUGUUCUGCUCUGCAAAUGCCUACUUCCACCAUUGCUGCCUAUGUACAUUUCCUAAAAACUGACAUACUAUAUAUUAGUUGUGUACUAAGGAACCAUACACCAAACACUAACAAGACCAUCACACAAUGGAAAGUACUUUGACAGAGAAAGGGGUUAUUUGCCUACUUUGUGAGUGGUAAGAAACUAAAAAGUACAUUAACCAUCAGAGGUUGAAAUGGAGCAUCAGAUAGUAAUUAUACCCAGUAGAGACUUUCAACCAUAAGUGUGCUAAUAGGUUGUGCUGUAAAAUGGAGCAAGUCUUGUUAUUUCUGUAACUAUGUCUCUCAUAACAGCUGACCCCAAAUACCAGUGCGUUUUUUAUCCUUUAUUCUUCCCAACAUACAGUAUUAACCCAUCAGAACUACCGAUAUCAGUGUCUAAUUCAACAGACGUGUUUUGAAUGUAAUUAUGAUAGUUAGACCUUUGCUUGCUCUUGCGGCCCUGAAGUGGCUAAUGCUUCCCCUUUUGUCCUUUUGUAGUGUUAUCAAAUGCCAAGAUAGUGAUACAGUACAAGUGCCAUAUUUAAGUACUCUGUCUGUAUUGCUCUGCUGCAUUGUGUUUUGGGCCCAGACAACAUGUAACAGCCCAGAGUAGCAGCUGCCCAAGGCCAGAACAAGCUUUAGUGGCUGUGCUAUAUGACAAACGCAAUGCCCAGACUAAUGCAGAAUAUCAGCUAAACACGUUGACAAACAGCAUAACAUAUUUGCUAUGUGAGUGUGCUUGAUCUGUCAUCUGCAUUAAAUGAAUACAUGUGAGGAACAUUGACAAACUUUGCUUCAUAUGAUUAUACCUAUAUACAUUAUUGCUUUCUUUACACCAUGAAAUUGCUGUAUCUGUUUGUCUUUGUGUCUUAUCCUUUGUGUCGACAACUGUCAUACAGACACAUUAUCAACAAACACACAUACACAUGCAAACCAUUACAUUUAAUGGAUCCACACUUCCCUAAAAACAACAAUUGUAUUUGCACCUUCAGUGUCCAUAACAUACUAUGUCUACGAGGCAUAGUGUGGCACAGUGAAAGGAAUCAAUGUAAACAUUAGGAGUCUUGGUUAAACAGAAGCUAGAUGACUCCAGUUUCAUAUUGCUUCAAGUAAAAUCAUAACACAUGAACACACUUGUACUUGUAUUCAUAUGAAUUUGGCUCUAGAUAUGUUUCUAAAUGGGCACCAAAUCACUAUGACAACAAAUGUUCCUUCAUAUUAUUGAAUUUUUAAAUAAGAGACACUGCUAGUCGCAGCUGAUGCUACUGUCAUGCAUACACCCCCCUUUGAAUUGCAGGAAGGAUAAUUUCCUGUCAUAAAAAUGUGUUACAUGUUACAUUUGCACCACAUUUUGCCCAGGCCAAAUAUGUGAUUUGUUUUUUAAUUUUUAUUUAGAUAACAUGAUUGUUGUAUGGCCUCGUGGUACAUCAUGUCAAAUGCCAAAAUAAAUUUACCAGCAUUUAUUUUUUUAACAGGACAGAUGUCUGUAUAAAACGCAAUACAUCCAAACCUUAUCAUGUAUCAUCAACAUAGGUUCCCUACACUGAAAAUGUACAGCGAAAGAAUAAAGUAUUAAACAAAAAGGAAUGGAAUUUUCAUGCAUUCUCUUUUAUUUCUUAACUUUUAUUUCUAAUCACAUGUACUUCUGAUUGCUUUGAUGGUGUGUUCAGGCUCAAACAUAAUGAUGGCUUUGAAUUCAAACAAAAAAUAAAAAUGUGAAGUCAAAAUA
Molecule: messenger RNA, 6404 nt
Organism: Clupea harengus (Atlantic herring)
Lineage: Eukaryota; Metazoa; Chordata; Actinopteri; Clupeiformes; Clupeidae
Product: semaphorin-7A
Biological process (GO): neural crest cell migration; axon guidance; positive regulation of cell migration
Cellular component (GO): plasma membrane
Molecular function (GO): chemorepellent activity; semaphorin receptor binding
Source: RefSeq, a predicted model, not a curated record